Messenger RNA from Hansenula ciferrii, 1929 nucleotides. It is a transcript of the gene MAM3, whose product is annotated as Mam3p. The record is from RefSeq and is a predicted model, not a curated record. The coding region runs from base 1 to 1929 and encodes 642 amino acids. Gene Ontology annotation, biological process: magnesium ion homeostasis. NCBI's taxonomy places the organism in Eukaryota, Fungi, Ascomycota, Saccharomycetes, Phaffomycetales, Wickerhamomycetaceae. The transcript has a single exon. Gene Ontology annotation, cellular component: intracellular membrane-bounded organelle.
AUGAACAAACCACCCAGGAUUAACCAUGCUUCCCAUUCUCUAGCUAAAUUAUCCCUAGUUUUAUCAAUCUUACCAAAAUUAACAACUUCAAUCCCACUUUCACUUUUAGAAUUCAAUAAAAGAGAUCAUGUUGAAGCUGUCAAGGAAACCAUAACUCCACAGGAAUUUUGGAUUAAUAUGAUGAUUUCCAUUGUAUUGGUCCUUGCAGGUGGUGUUUUCGCUGGUUUAACUUUAGGACUUAUGGGUCAAGAUGAAGUUUAUUUAAAAGUUAUUUCAACUUCUGGUGAUGCAAUUGAACAAAAAAAUGCUAAAAAAGUUUUAAAAUUAAUUGAUAGAGGUAAACAUUGGGUUCUUGUUACUUUAUUAUUAUCAAAUGUUAUUACAAAUGAAACUUUACCAAUUGUUUUAGAUCGUUGUCUUGGUGGUGGUUGGCCUGCUGUUGUUUCAUCAACCGUGGCAAUUGUUAUAUUUGGUGAAGUUAUCCCACAAUCUAUCUCUGUUCGUUAUGGUUUACAAGUUGGUGCUUUUUUCACACCUUUUGUCCUUGGAUUAAUGUAUUUUAUGUAUCCAGUUGCUUAUCCAAUCGCAUGUUUAUUAGAUAGAAUCUUGGGUGAAGAUCAUGGUACAAUUUAUAAAAAAUCUGGUUUGAAAACUUUAGUUACUUUACAUCGUACUAUGGGUGUUGAAAGAUUAAAUAAUGAUGAAGUUACUAUUAUUAGUGCCGUUUUGGAUUUAAAAGAGAAGAAAGUUCAUGAAAUUAUGACUCCAUUACAAAAUGUUUAUACAAUGAGUUCUGAUAGAAUUUUGGAUGAAAAAUGUGUUGAAGAAAUUUUUAAUUCUGGAUUUUCUCGUAUUCCAAUUCAUUUACCAAAUGAACCAAAAAAUUUUAUUGGUAUGUUAUUAGUUCGUGUUUUAAUUUCUUAUGACCCGGAAGAUGCUUUACCAGUUUCAAGUUUCCCAUUGGCAACAUUACCAGAAACUCCACCUGAAACUUCAUGUUUAAAUAUUUUAAAUUAUUUCCAAGAAGGUAAAUCUCAUAUGGUUGUUGUUAGUGAAAAUCCUGGUGAUUCUGAUGGUUCAUUAGGUGUAUUAACUUUAGAAGAUGUUAUUGAAGAAUUAAUUGGUGAAGAAAUUGUUGAUGAAUCUGAUGUUUUCAUUGAUAUUCAUAAAAAUAUAAAAAGAACUCAACCAGGUCCAUUAUCUAAGAGACAUUUAACUCAAUAUUUACAUUCAAUUUAUCAUAAUUCAAAUAGAAAUUCAUUGGAUAAUAAUUCAACAAUUGAUAAUUUACCAAAUUAUAUUAUGAAAGAUCAUAAUAAUAAUGUUAAUCAUGGAGCUGAAGUUUUAACUUCAAUUGUUCCAAGUAAUUUAGCUUCAAAUCCUUUAGAAACUUCAAAACCUUUUGUUACUAUUAAAAAACAACCUCAACCAACAAGACCAAUCACACCAUUAAGAUAUGAUUAUCAAGAUGAUCAUAUUGUUAAUAAUAGUAGCAAUACACCAUUAUCAAGAUCUCAAUCACCAAAUUAUGGUUCAGCUUCAAUUUCAAUUAAUGAAACUUCAGGUGGUAUUUCAGGUUCAGGUAAAAAAAAUCCAAUUAAACAACAUAUUCCAAAAAAGAAAACAUUCCAAAUACCCAUUUCAAAUGAAGAAAGAAAUUCAACUGAUUUAUCAGAAUUUUCUAAAACAAAAUAUACAAAUCAAUUUUUAGAAGAUAAUGAAAAUUCAACAAAAUUAGAUCAACAAUAUGAACAUAGUUAUAGAACUGGUGGUAUUAUUGAAAGUGUUGUUGAAGUUGAUGGUGUUUCCAAGACUAUUAUUGAAAGUGCUCAUGAUUCAGAUGAUGAAGAUCAAGAUAAAAGUAUUAAAGGUUAUUUAGUUGAUGAAGAAUCUGAUUCAAAUAGAUUAUUAGAUGAUAUAGGGAGAUGA